Messenger RNA from Cricetulus griseus (Chinese hamster), 4576 nucleotides. NCBI's taxonomy places the organism in Eukaryota, Metazoa, Chordata, Mammalia, Rodentia, Cricetidae. The record is from RefSeq and is a predicted model, not a curated record.
CUCACUCCCAUCUGAAGGCAACUGGCAGUUCCUUGCAAUUAAGGUCUGGGCUCUGGAAUGACUCCAGGCCAACACUAGUCCAUAUCACACUUUGGGUGAGAUCCAGGCCCAGGAGGACAUGGUGCUAACUGCUACCUCACAGUACCCACUGGACAUAUGACCUAGCUCCCAGCAUGCCGCUGUCCCCUCACAACACCCACUGUGUGAUACCUGGGUCCUAGGCUGUAGACAUGUGCUUUCUGAUCACUUAGCCUCCCCACAGACAUAGCAUAACUCUCCUCAGGUGGGGGGCCUGCCUGGCGCCACAGCCAGUGAUGCAGUUCUGGUCACAGUCUCUGGCUGUGCCAAGGCCUGUGUAGAGCCCCACUGUGAGAGAAUGUCUACCCACUCCCAGGGUGGGUGCAAGAGUGGUGGCCAUCUUAUUUCUACCUCACACAUCGCCUGGGGCAUCAGAGAAGACAAAGGGAGGUGCAGGGUGGGGGCAGGAUAAACAAAGGUCAAAGUGCUUGGGGUAUCUGUGUGGGGAUUUUCCAACACAUGAUGGUAAGAGGGCUUGCAGUGAGACAAAACUAGGACAUACCUGGCCUACACAAGUGCCAAGCUCGUCAGGGUUGCAUAGUGAGGCCCUGUCCCUUAAAAACCCAGACUGAGGAGAGAGAUGGCUCAGUGGUCCUCUUGCAGAGGACCCAGGUUCAAUUCCCAGCACCCACAUGGUGGCCCACAACUGUCUGUAACUCCAGUUCCAGGGGACCCAACACCUUCUCCUGGUCUAGAAACACGUGGUAUACAAGCAAAACACUCAAAUCCAAAGAGAGAUGGCAGUCCUUUGGGGCCCAGCCUGGCCUGAGACUAUAAGUGAACAUGUGACCUGUAAGAAAACUGAUUCUGGGCUGGAGAGGUGGCUCAGCGGUUCAGAACACUACUGCUCUUCCAGAGGACCUGGGUCGUUCCCAGCAACCUCAUCAACCUCACCUGUAACUCCAGUUCCAGGGGAUCUGAUGCCCUCCUCUGGGCUCUGACGGUACUGCAUGCGUACAGUACACAGACCAUUCAGGCUCACACUGGUACAUAAAAAUCUUAAAAAGAAAAUUUAAAAAGGAAGCUCAGAUGAUGAGUGAGUGGAAAUGAGGGAAUGUGCACUUAUUUGACACCCCUGUAUACUGCCCCUUGGGCCUCCUGCCCAGUAAGUAACGAGAUCCUUCUGAGACAGCAGCCUGGUGUAAGUCAGAGCACAUGAGUAACGGCACUCGAGGACUCUGUCUGAUGUCUCACUGGGUGCUCAUUGCCUCCUCCCCAGCUGCUUGUGGUCCCUGGCAUCGCCAAGCCCCCACAUGUGAGGGCUGCUGCAUUGCGAGGAGGAGGCGGAGGAGGAAGAGGAGAAGGGGGAAGGAUGCCACAGCCAGUCGCCAGCUCCGGUCUGCACCAUGAGUGAUGAGCGGCGGCUGCCUGGCAGUGCGGUAGGCUGGCUGGCGUGUGGAGGCCUGUCGCUGCUGGCCAAUGCCUGGGGCAUCCUCAGUGUGGGUGCCAAGCAGAGGAAGUGGAAGCCUCUGGAGUUCUUGCUUUGCACGCUGGCGGCCACCCACAUGCUCAACGUGGCAGUGCCCAUUGCCACAUACGCAGUUGUGCAGCUGCGGAGGCAGCGUCCCGACUACGAGUGGAACGAGGGUCUCUGUAAGGUCUUCGUGUCCACCUUCUACACCCUCACUCUGGCCACCUGUUUCUCCGUCACGUCCAUCUCCUACCACCGCAUGUGGAUGGUCCGCUGGCCAGUCAACUACCGGCUGAGCAAUGCCAAGAAGCAAGCGGUACACACAGUCAUGGGCAUCUGGAUGGUGUCCUUCAUCCUGUCUGCCCUUCCUGCCGUUGGCUGGCACGACACCAGUGAGCGUUUCUACACCCACGGUUGCCGGUUCAUCGUGGCUGAGAUCGGCCUUGGCUUCGGCGUCUGCUUCUUGCUACUGGUGGGUGGCAGCGUGGCCAUGGGCGUGGUCUGCACAGCCAUUGCCCUCUUCCAGACACUGGCCACGCAGGUGGGGCACCGGGCUGACCGCCGUGCCUUCACUGUGCCCACCAUCGUGGUGGAGGACACACAGGGCAAGCGUCGCUCCUCCAUUGACGGCUCGGAGCCUGCCAAAACCUCGCUGCAGAUCACAGGCCUGGUGGCCACCAUCGUGGUCAUCUAUGACUGCCUCAUGGGCUUCCCUGUGCUGGUGGUGAGCUUCAGUAGCCUGCGGGCUGAUGCCUCCGCGCCCUGGAUGGUGCUCUGUGUCCUGUGGUGUUCUGUGGCCCAGGCCCUGCUGCUGCCAGUGUUCCUCUGGACCUGUGACCGAUACCGAGCAGACCUCAAGGCAGUCUGGGAGAAGUGCAUGGCCCUUAUGGCCAAUGACGAGGACUCUGACAAUGAGACCAGCCUAGAUGGCAGCAUCUCCCCCGACCUGGUACUGGAGCGCUCCCUUGACUACAGCUAUGGAGGUGACUUCGUGGCCCUGGACAGGAUGGCCAAGUAUGAGCUUUCUGCCCUAGAGGGAGGCUUACCCCAGCUCUACCCUCUGCGACCACUGCAGGAGGAUCGGAUGCAGUAUCUGCAGGGCGCGGGGAGGCAUCGGUGCGGGUUUCCAGGAGGGCAGCCCCGUUUCAGCCCGGCCGGGUGCUCGCAGGUCCCGCCCACACGGCGGUUCUCCCACGACGACACCGGCCUGAGCGCGUCGUGGGGCGAGCCCGGAGGCUUGCACGCGGCGGGCGGCGGCAGCACCAGCAGCUUUCUGAGCUCGCCUUCCGGGUCCUCGGGCUAUGUCACGCUGCACUCGGACUCGCUGGGCUCUGCGUCCUAGGGCCGGCCCUCCGGGUCCUUCCCAGAGACGCCAUACAGAUGGGACAGGCACAGCACCAAAGAUGCCACCGCGUGUGUUAGGCGCGUGGACAAGUGCCACCCGCCCUAGGGGUGGAUGGAUGGUGGACUCUGCGCCCCUCUUAUGGUUCCUUCCUUCUGACAUCACCUGGAGGGGCAAUGGCUGCACAGGACACCGACCUGCUGCUGGGGACGGCAUCUCCCAGGAAGGGACAGGCUGUGCCUUUGUAGUGAGUGGCACCUGCACGUUUAGUACAUCUCCCCCAGCCCUCUGAGGCUAAGCUGGGGUGUACAGGGGACCCUGAGAUCCGACCACCAUGAGAAAGGACAAAAGUCCCUUCUCGGAAAAGCUUAGGCCAGAAGCUACUGGACAGCACUCGUCUUUACUCGCACGGCACCUGCCUCAGCUCUAGGGUGUGGCGUGUAGAGCGCCUGUAAGCACAGAGGGCUUCAGAACCCAAACAAGGUCUACUGAGCAGGCUACCCUGUGACCUGCCUCAGUUUCCCUGUCUCUGAUGAGUGGAUGAUCAUGACACAUCUCUCAGGGCUGUUUGAAGACAACCCCCCACCCCCGUCCUGGAAUGGACCAGGUGUGAGAGGUAGCCUAGGGCUCUUUGUGAGGGUCAGCCUUCAACACAUGACCCCCAGAUCUGAGGCCUCCCCGUCUCAAUGACCCUUGCCCUCUUGGAGACUCACCUCAGCUAAAGCACAACACCAUGGGUAUAACAGCCACCUUGACCCCCACUGGUGUCCCCAUGCUGGAGACUCCACCACAUUGCCUGUCUCCUGCUAUGUCGGCCACCUCUGUGGUCCUGCCGUGGAGGCUGUGGGUACCUGGUGCGGGGAGCUAAAGCAAUGGAAGCGGACUCCGCUGUCUCAGUGCCCAUCUCCAGCUUUGCCUCUCACCCACACAGACAAAGCCCUGCACCCCUCCUUCACUGCAAAGGAGGGCUUGGCUGUCUCCUGGGCAGACCUCUCUCUGGGCUUGGGCUGCACCAGGGACAUAGCUCUUCCCAGGAGAUACCCAGGCUGGGGGUGGGUACCGCUGCCAGGGUACGGCAGAGCCGCUGUGUUGGGACCUGGAGAUGGUCUCGAGGCCAGCACAGAGCCCCGGUCUCCUUGCCCAAUGGCCAGGCCCAUCUCCUCUCCCUCUCCAGACAGAGUUCCAAGUCCAGCUGGGUGUGGGGUGGGUGGCUGCUCUAUCCUAGGCCUCAGAGGUCCCUGAAGUGCCUGGCUGUGGGGUAAGUGAACGAUGAACCACCCCAGAUGAGUGAAGCAGGGGACUGCAGGCCGUCCAUCUUUGGACACGGGAGCAGCUUCCUCUGGCUCUCCGCUGCUGUGCCUUCAGGGACUGAUGUCAUGCUAUCCACUGUCUCCCUCACUAGCCUCAAAUCGUCAGUUUAUCACCUUGGGUUUUCACAGUUUUGUAUUCAAUGGCAAUACUUGUGAUGGACACAUAGUCCUCUUAAGUCACUCCUACUUUUUACAGAACUUUAAGGGCAAACCCCAAGCACAGGACCCUAGACGCCUAGGACUCUUUCCCACUGCUGGUUCAGGCUCCCUGUUUGCUGAUGCUUGCAAGGACCUUGGCCUUGGGUUACUGGUAAGAGCGCUACCCACAUAACACCGCCCAGCCCAGAGUCAGGGAUUCGUUUGUAGACUUUUGAAAAACAGCAUUUCUCUUCUGUACAGGACCCAAUAAAAAAACUUCCUCAUGGUUUGCACACA